AUGACUGACGGCGUCAAUACAGAACUGUCAGGUGAAGCCGACGAUGGCUUGACUCCAGAAGACGAGUCUUCAGUCGAGGAUGUCCCGGAAACUGGGAAGACUGUGAAAAUUGACGUGUCUCAUACUAUGUUGGAGGAAGAGAAGACCAUUCUGGCUAGCAACGAGUCACCCGAUGAAUCAGACAAGGACACCAGGCAACUGCCUCAGCUAGACGCUGCCGAGGACGAUGCCUCUGUCACAGCGGUACAUGAGGGUGCAGGGGGGGCACCUCGUGUCACGGCCGGGCCUUCAACCCAAUCAGAGGCUGAGGAUGCUGUACAACCCUCUCCCAAGGUCAAACAGGAAGUAUCCGAGUCUUCCCUCAGAGCAAUUCUUCGAGGCUUCGUUCCUCCAAAUCUAUGGGCCAACCCGACACGUCCAUCCACCGGUCCUGCGCAGACUAUACAACAGCCCAUCCCUGAAAUGGACGAGCUUAUUCUACCCAGUGUUGAAGAUGUUCCCAUAGAGACGCAUGUGGCUUCCCAGACGGCGAGGGCGGAGGAUUACACAACCUCGACCACCGAUAAUGUGCCUGUCAAGGAAGCUACAGAGAGUCAGCAAACGGUGUCCUUUGAUCAGUCUAGUAGUGCGAGAUCAGAAAAGCUGCCGACACCACAACUCCAGCGCGUUGGUACUCCUCCCGCACAUCGAACCCCAACCAUCCCAGAGCAUGAGGUGAUGGCAGACAACGAGCCGUCGCCCAACAACCAUAGCCCCCAAGUCGAAGCUGAGGUUAAGACCCAAACCGGCGCGCUACGGGAGCACAGCUCGCCAUUUGCCCAGGAGACAGCAACCGCGCCAGCUAUAGCAUGUGAGAUGGCUCCCCCAGUUACGACCCCUGUUACACCUCUACGGACCAAAACUGCAUCGCCCGCGGGGAAACCAAAGACUGCGGAACCUCGGUUCGCUUACAAGUCAUUCGCCGCCUUCGCAACACCGUCUCCAGAGCGCUUGCGUGUCCAAAAGCGGCGCAAGCUUCCGGGCUCAAGUCUUCGCCACCCAAAUCUCAAGGGCAUCUUAGCGUCUCUGGUCACCGGCUCAGCUCGGCGUACAAGCAACAGAGUCUCUUGGUGCCUUCCAGGCGAGCCUGGAGAAUGUGUCGAGGGCGGAGCCGACGUACUGCGGACCAGCCGCGACGUGCCCUCGUCACCGCCGCCUCUGAAGCCUCUCGCAGAGCUUCCCACGGCUUCCAACGACAAAUUUGCGAAGCACUUUUCGUCAGUCAUGAAGCGCACCGACGGGCUGCGACACAGGUUCCGCGCUGCGGCCGACACUGAACGGCUCGUCGAGAGUCUGUGCAGCAGCAGCCUGGGAGUGAGCGGAGGGCCGCCGCCCAAGAGCGGCGCCGUCCACGCGAGGGAGGAGCACUCGGGCGCAGUUGCGACGGGUGACGGUGAUGCUGGCGCUGAGCACCAGGACGGGAGCGGCGCACGCGAGAGGACCGUGUCCGUCGAGCCGAUGGACAUGGUGGAGGACAUGGUGCGCGAGAUGGGCGACUUUUGGCAGUCGUGGGACGUGGACGCGGAGCUCGACGCGGCCAGGAAGACGGACAUCACGACAGCGAGGGCUGGAACACAGUCACAGACUUCAUGGCGCUGA
Molecule: messenger RNA, 1638 nt
Organism: Cordyceps fumosorosea ARSEF 2679
Lineage: Eukaryota; Fungi; Ascomycota; Sordariomycetes; Hypocreales; Cordycipitaceae
Exons: 1
Coding region: 1-1638 (545 amino acids)
Source: RefSeq, a predicted model, not a curated record